Diorhabda carinulata is the source of this 688-nucleotide messenger RNA. RefSeq lists its product as uncharacterized. The transcript is spliced from 4 exons. Bases 237 to 638 code for a protein of 133 amino acids. NCBI's taxonomy places the organism in Eukaryota, Metazoa, Arthropoda, Insecta, Coleoptera, Chrysomelidae. The record is from RefSeq and is a predicted model, not a curated record. Gene Ontology annotation, molecular function: heme binding; oxygen binding.
CGGUUAUAUACGUGAAUAUUGCACAACAACAAACGAACAUUGAAUUCCAUUUUUAUUUUGAUCUUGAUGUGAUGUAGUGGUAUUGAAGUUACAUAAUACAAAUUUUAGUUGUUAUAUGUGAGGAUAUGGCGGCAGCAAUCAGAAAAAUCUGAUCUUUCUUUGUGAGUGAAGAUGUCAUUGUUGCAGGUUUGACAGGCAAUGAAAGGAGGUUGAUUACGAAAAGUUGGAACAAAGUGAUGAAACACCCAACGCAGAAUGGAAUAUCGAUUUUUCUAAGACUUUUUGAAAUCCAACCAAAACAUCAGUCGGUUUUCCCGUUUAGAGACGUCGCUACAAAAGAUUUACCUAACGAUAAAAAGUUUCAAGCACACGUUAAUACUUUCAUUUAUUCAUUUACUUCAAUUGUGAGCAAUUUAGAUAACGAAGAAAUUCUAUUGGCCAUUUUAUAUAAGAUAGGAGCUUCGCAUGCUACAAGAUCCGUCGAUAGACAAACCCUAAUUGAUGUGAGGCAAGCUUUUUUAGAUACUUUUGAAUGUAUGAGAAGAUACGAACUAGAUGCAUGGAUUAAAUUAUUCGAUGUGUUGAUUAAUGAAAUAUCUCACGCUAUUGAAGAAAAACUUGAAGAAAUUAGUGAGUAAAUUAUUUAAUACGUAUUAGUUAAUACAAUAAAUAUCUUUUAUAUAACAAA